Rhizopus microsporus ATCC 52813 is the source of this 2162-nucleotide messenger RNA. RefSeq lists its product as uncharacterized. The record is from RefSeq and is a predicted model, not a curated record. The coding region runs from base 18 to 2162 and encodes 714 amino acids. The transcript has 11 exons. Gene Ontology annotation, biological process: septin cytoskeleton organization. NCBI's taxonomy places the organism in Eukaryota, Fungi, Mucoromycota, Mucoromycetes, Mucorales, Rhizopodaceae. Gene Ontology annotation, cellular component: endocytic vesicle; cell division site; plasma membrane.
CUUUACUAUUUAAUAUAAUGACGCUUCAAAAUGAUAUGUACUUGAAUACUCUUAUUAAUGAAAGACCAAAGCAUGCGCUGAAUGCGACACAUACAAGACUUCACUCUGCAGUAAAACUAAAUGAAGAGCUUGCAGACUACUUUCGAGAUCGAGCACAGAUAGAAGAUUUGUAUGUCAAAAGUUUACAGAAAUUGACAAGAAAGCAUUAUAUAUCCAACAAGGCAGCACUUGGAACCUUUGUUCCCAUGUGGGAAAUAUUGUAUCAAGAGAUUUCUACAUUGUGUAAUAUCCAUUCAGACUAUUCAAACAAGAUUCUUGAAAAUAUUGAACAGCCUUUGCGACAGUGCAUGAUUAAUAAUGCAGACUAUAACCAAGUUCAAUCCAUGGAAGAUCAUCUUGCAAAGAUUGCUAGAGAAUAUGACGAAUUGGAUGCCAAGAUACAAAAGCAUAAAAGGGCUGGUCCAAAAGGAGAAUCAAAGGUAGUAGAAUGUACGAAACAACAAGAGAAGAAGUAUCAAGAAUGGAUUAAUGAAGCACCUGCUUAUUUACAAAAACAUCAAGCUGUAGAUGAAUAUCGUUGGACAGUUGUAAAGUCACUUGUACAAAACUUUGAAUUGCUUCAACAGAGUGCUUUAGAAAAGAAUUUAGAGCUGACAAAAACCGCCACAGCUAUUAUCGAUCCACUCUCUAUUGAAGAUGAGAUCGCGCACUUUUGUUCAGGCAAUCAUCGUGAAGUUGGAGAUUCUGUAUCAGAAUAUCACCUUCAACACGAUGCUGUCGUCCCUGAACCUUCUAUUUCAGAAUCAAGUCUAAAACAUGCAACAUCACCCACUAAAAAGAAAAGAUUCUUUUCUACACUUGUCAGUAUACGACGCAAACCCAAGAGCGGUCAUCUUCAACAUACUACAGACACACAAAACCGUCAGCGAAGUUUGAGCCAUUCUGGAAGUUUAGUCGAAAGUAUUCAUAGUCAUGAACAUCCUAUCAACACAAAUCCAGGUAUUGAAGUGGCUACACCCCAAAUUAGAAAGGCAGCUAGUUUUACAACAGCUACAAUGACUCAACAACAGCAACAGCAACAACAAGAUGCGCCUCUUAUCGUCGUUGAUUCUGAAGGUUAUUCCAUACCACCUCCCAAUAGAAAUCAUACAUGGCCAUCCGAGGCUUCUGAAUCACUUGUAGACACCGAAGAUAUGAGCUCAGAUGCUGGCAGUCUGUUCAGCAAUAACGCCAAUCCCCGUAUCAGAGUAGACAUUAAGAAUGAAUCUGUUGUCGAGGAAGACGCGUCAAACGCGGCUGUAGCCUUGAGUCGAGUAGCUACGUUGUUGAAAGAGAAAAAUGCAGCUCCAGGUACUCGAAGAUUAAGGGGUCGUAGAGAAGUCCGUUCUACACAACUUUAUUCAGUUAUGGAGCAGCCUAGCUCCUCACCCUUUUUACAAUCAUUUGAGGAAGUGAAUGAAGAAGAACCGGAUGUUGCUUUACCAGCUAUAAAUGUUGACGUGACAGAAAGGAUAUUUGCUCUUUCAAAAUCUGGACAUAUUGAGCAGGCAAUGAUCAAGGGCGAAGUACGCAUAAGAUACACAGGGCCAAGAGAAAGCACACGACCGGUCUGCUUCCAGAUAAACUUGCCGUCAUCUGCGGCAACUGAACUGACAGAUCAUAUCCAAUUGUUGACAGAUAACACCUAUCAACUCAAAUCACUCAUCACAGAGAAAGAGAUGGUCAUCAUGACUUACCAACUAGAUUUGACAGAUUUGCCAUUGCUGAUCAAGCCCAUGUGGAGAUGUGAUCAAGAAAAGAGCCGAUUACUGAUCAAGUACCAAAAGCAGUGCGCAGGCACAUUAGAGAAUGUGGUCUUUAUCACGUCGGUCACAGGAGAUGUGCAACAUGCCCAAAGUAUUCCUCCAGGCGAACUCAGCCUAGCCCAUCAACGUAUCAGAUGGGAUUUGGGUACACUAGAUCACUCAGAGGAAGCCAACAUCAAGGCUCAAUUCGAAACCAAUAGUCAAGGUUCUCCACAACCUAUCGCUGCACGCUUUGAUCUUAAAGAUGAGCUUUAUUCACACUUGCAGAUCAACCAAGGAUUUGAUCCUAAUGUGACUUGGGCACAAGUGAAUGUGAUAAACAAGUCCGUCAAGGCAGAUAAAUAUAUUGUUGCUUAA